AGAGAGGGAGAGAGACAGUGAGGAAGGGAGGGGGGAGGAGAGGGAGAGAGAGACAGGAGUCAGUGUGACAGAUAAGAACGAGGAUGACUUGUAUCCCUUUGAAUGUCCGUUGAGCAGAGAGAGAGAGCAAGUGCACCAGGGUGUCAGGCAAGGCAGCUCCCUGCACACACACACACACACACACACUUACUCCCCAGACCCCACAGUCUGGCCGCGCCAAAGGAGGUGUGUGUAUUCAAGAGUCUCCCAAACAAGCUAUGCGUUCUUCCCUGGGACCAGUGGAACCUGGGAUGGGCUGAAUUCUGACAGCAACCCUGUUGUUCUCCUCAUCCGUUUUCUACUUUGUUUACAGACCUCGAGGGCUCGCUGACCCAGACGUCAUGGAGGAGCUGACGGGGAACGACAAGGAGCUGAUCCGAGGGAGCUGGGAGAGUCUGGGCAAGAACAAAGUUCCGCACGGCGUCGUCUUGUUCUCCAGAUUGUUUGAACUGGAUCCCACGCUCCUCACCCUCUUCAACUACAACACCAACUGUGGCUCAGCUAAAGAGUGUCUCUCCAGCCCUGGGUUCCUGGAGCAUGUCACCAAGGUGAUGCUGGUGAUCGAUGCAGCAGUCAGUCAUCUGGAUGAUCUUCACACCUUGGAGGACUUCUUACUCAACCUGGGGAGGAAGCAUCAGGCUGUGGGCGUUCACACCCAGUCCUUCGCUCUGGUGGGGGAGUCUCUGCUCUACAUGCUGCAGUGCAGUCUGGGACAGGCCUACACGGCUCCGCUACGCCAGGCGUGGCUCAACAUGUACAGCAUGGUGGUGGCGGCCAUGAGCAGGGGCUGGGCCAAGAACGGCGAGCGCAAGACCGACUGAGAGACGCUCCGCAAUUUGCCCGGCCUUCUGUCAAUCACCCUGCAUGGUUGCCAUGGAGCCAGGUUGUGUCAGUUACAACGUUGGGGGGGGUUUGAAAUGCUGUUCCCACUGGUCACGUAGUGUCGUCAACGGACGGGUGUUAUCGCACUCGACGUACACAAACGAUAAGCGGUGAUGCUCACAGAAUUAAUAGCUGUUUCUGCUGUGGAUGUUGUAGCUGCCAGACAAGGAUGCUGUGAGGCAGUGGGAUGUUGUUUGUGUCCGCCUGCUCUGGAUUCUGACUCUCCAGUCUGAGGUUCCUCAAAGCAGCUGGGUCGUUAGCUAAUGUUAGGGUCGAACUUGCUUUGUACAUAUUGGCUUGAUAUAUCUACUCAAAUAAUAACGAUGACUGUGGUGGUCUUUGUGAUGUAACCUGUAUAGUCUCACAGCUGUCAGAUUGUGGAUGUACUGCUAGUCGUCUACGCUCCAGCGUUGAUCUUUACUGAGUUUGGUAUCGGCAGCUCCCCAUUGGACAGUGAUUUACCUAAGCACAUUUGAACCUUGAAUCAAAACGACCACGGUUUCAUUUCACCCGGAGUGGUGGCUCGUAGUCACGGUGACGACCGCGGUAGCUACAGCAUUUAGCUUCGACGUUUGUGACAAAGUCGCACACAGGAUGUGAUCACAAGCCAUUAGCGAUACUUAAGAAAUGCUACUUAAUGUAAAUUGACAGGAACUGUUACAACAUUCAAUAGAUUUUUUAUGUGAUCUAAAAUGACUGUUAAGGUGACCAUUUUCACCUCUUUGGCGCUCUCUGACUGUUGAUGUAUCGAGGUUAUAAACCCUUGCAGGAGGCCUGUUAUCAAACUUCUGUUGGAUUGAACUGACUGUUACAUAUUCUAGAUAGACUGUUCUCUGUGUCCUUGGAGUACUGAUGUAAUAGAACUCUUUGCUUGAGGGUGUUGAUUAGAUUAAGACACUGUACUGAAUAAUGCUAUCGUACAGAAUGGCAACCGGUCCACAAAUAUGUGUGUGUGUGUGUGACAGAGAGUGUGUAAAAGAUGUUGUAGCCACUCUUGUCUCUAACCUGGCCACAAAUAUGACAACGGCUUUCUCAAUCACAGUCUUUGGAAGCCAGACUUGUAUUCUUGUUUUCCCACACCACACUACUGCAAAGACGAUGUAAUAUUUGAGCUUGGAGUGUUUCUGUGUUGUAGUUGAUCAGGAGAACAGCUCUAAUACAUUCACUGAUGAACAGUAUAUAUGACAUACACUUACAUACAUAUCUGAUAAUACUGAAUUGGUUAGAAAAGUUUGUGUCUUUUUUGCUGCUAUAAACAAAUGUGUAUAUUUCUUUGUCAAUUGUUAAUUGCUGGCAUUUAAAAGUCCCGUCUUUCACUCAUUUAUAUCCAAGCAAAAGCUAUGUGGGUCUUCUUUCUUCAGUGUGAGUUUACUUUUAUAAAGUUUAUUUUUGUAUUUUCAAGUGUAGUAAUAGUAAGGACCACCGCUUGGAAUAAUGUUUUGCCAAACCCCAUACACCCACAAAAUGUUGUGUUUCACUUAAAUGUAAUUGCAUCUUGUUUCUAGACAGCACAAACACUGGGUGCUGUAAGGAUGAACAGAUUUCUCAUCUUCGCUUAAAUAUGUCCUUUGGCUUUCACAGCCUUCAAAGUAGCAAAUUAGAGAAUAGGGUAGAGCAAUUUCCUUUCCAGUCUGGAUAACUGCCGUAUUAUUGACGUGUCAUCCCAAGAUAGAUGUGCUCGCUGGCAUUUGGGCGCAUGAUCAUUACAUCACCCUUUCUCAAGAGAUCUUACAUUCAGCCUUUCAGCCAAGUGCAUACUCAAUAUGUACUUCAGAAAGAUUGUUCUCUACCACUUAUUAACCCUUCAAGUGUCUCAAUGUCGCGUUUUGAGAGUAAAGUUGCGUAAAUGACUGUUUGUGAUGUAUUUAAAGUGAUUCUUUACAUAGCUAUACAUAAGACUAUGCAGAUUAUUGUGGUUUGUGCAAUUUGUGUUCAUUUUAUUGAGUGUACGUGGGAUUUACCAUAGGUACUUUACUAAUUGAAUGUUUAAGUUCUGUUCUUGGGUGGCUCAUUGUCUACCUCACCACCUCAGCUGUUCUUGUACAGCAAUGGCGUCACCCAGCUCUCUCUCUCUCUCUCUGACCAAAAACACGUUCAACAGUAAAUGCAAUUAAAAACUCAACCAAACAGCUUGUUAAACGGAUCUCCUGUGGAUGUGAUGUAUUGUGAUUCUAAUACUCCUCAAACUAAAUAAACCUGAUAUUCUGUGUUGACUAACUAAAGAACGUACGGCUUCGUACCUCAUCGCAUGUUGUCUGUUCUGUCUCUAAUUGAUAGUAGCGACUCUGUUUGGAAUCAAUCACACCACGCCUGACUGCUCACGCUCGGACGAGCUGUUUUCCUUGUGUAUUGCGUAACAUGGUUGUGCUAGCUGGCUCCUUCCCUCGGGCUGUGGAGACGAGGAGACUUCAUCUCUGGAGCCAGAGAGGCGGGCGCAUCAGCCCGCUUAUUCAUGCAAAUGUCACUGUGUCACAUCAGGGCUGCAGAAUUCCAAGAACUCUAAUGGGCGUCGUUAACGUGCCCCGGCCGCCCCUUACAGCACAGACAGCCCUGGUUGGCCUUCUUCUUCUAUUUCCAAAAGUAAACAAGAGGCCUCACAAGGUUGUCUGUGUGUGUGUGUGUGUAAAGAGAGAGAGAGCGAGAGCGCGCGCUUGUGUGUGCUCACUUGAGAGAGCAGGAGAUAGUCGGCACUGAAAGAUGGUAUCUGCCUUCCAUGCUUCAACACGUUCUGUCCCGCAUAUUCAAUUUGGUUGUAUCAUCAUUAAAGUCACAUCCAUGGGCUGGCUGUCUGCUCGGGAGGUGGAGCAGUGGCUGAUAUGUCCCAGAUCUGUCUGUGUGCUCGAUGCCAC
Hypomesus transpacificus is the source of this 3770-nucleotide messenger RNA. It is a transcript of the gene ngb, whose product is annotated as neuroglobin. The record is from RefSeq and is a predicted model, not a curated record. The coding region runs from base 381 to 860 and encodes 159 amino acids. Lineage: Eukaryota; Metazoa; Chordata; Actinopteri; Osmeriformes; Osmeridae. Gene Ontology annotation, molecular function: oxygen binding; heme binding. The transcript has 5 exons.